Molecule: messenger RNA, 175 nt
Organism: Dentiscutata erythropus
Lineage: Eukaryota; Fungi; Glomeromycota; Glomeromycetes; Diversisporales; Gigasporaceae
Source: the annotation of a GenBank genome assembly
AUCCAAAUAAAACCGUACAAUUCAAUACUGCCAAUGAACUUCUAAAUAAUCCAAGUUUACAGUCUAAAACAUCUAAAAGUAUUGAAAUUGAGAAAGCAAUUUCAUUUUAUCAAGAUAAGUCACAUGUCAACAAUACGGAAAAGGCGACAAAAAACUGGCUAGAGCAUUUUGAAAA